This is a messenger RNA of Cooperia oncophora, 4737 nucleotides long. NCBI's taxonomy places the organism in Eukaryota, Metazoa, Nematoda, Chromadorea, Rhabditida, Trichostrongylidae. The record is from the annotation of a GenBank genome assembly.
AACUGUGGGCAGAACGUUCACUUUUCGAAAUCUCGCCUACGAUCUGUGGUGUUUGAGCUUCAUACUAUUGUACUCACCUCCGAGACAGAUGCACAGGAACUCAUUGGUUCAUAUGAGCAGAUAGUCGACGAUUCUGCUCUCAUCGAUGCCAAAGCUGCUCUGAGCGAACUCCUGGAGAAACACGUUGAUGCUGAUGUUCUGAAUAAACUGAAUGCAGCAGACGAUGUGACACACGCUGCCGUAUUGGAUCGUCUCAACAGUUGCCUGGAAAGUGAUGGACGUCUUGUGGUGUCAGAACGCCAAUCUUCUUUCGAUCCUUUAAAGCCGCAUCAGAAUUUCAGGCGACUUCCUGAAGGGAUGUCAACCGCCUUGCUUGACAGUUCAAUUCUUGGACUACGGAAAGUGGAAAGUUGCAGGGCUUUUCUUUCAAUGGAUGCUCGCAAUGGAGAGAUCUCACGAGCUAUGCGAAAUCGUAGUGUUGAAAUUUUUGUGACUACACACCAGCAGUGGAAUUCCAGUCCUCCAGACAUAACUGCAGUUUUGUCUUCACAUGGAAAAAUAAUCCCACAGAAGCUCUCGAAAUCGCUGUCUUCCUUACCGGCUGAAAAACAGCUUCAUUUUUCUGCUCUCCUGAGCGAAAUGUCGAUUGAAGAAGCGUGCCGUAUAAUAGGCCUUCCAUAUUCGGAAACCGCAGACGUUGCAUUGUGCCACAGUUCAAUAGCCCCAUUCGUGGAAGAAGUUGACACGGAAGGGUACGAAUCAUGGCUUCUAAGGGCAUGGAAGGAAUGCAGUGACAUUGACCCUUUCUCUGGCUUAUUCCUCUCUUUACUGUCCACUUCGACGAGCGUCCUUCGCGGAGUGUUAUUCCAACAGGUUUUCGGUGAUACUGCUUUACCUGCGGUGAGUCGUUUACGUAAAAUGUCGCUGGACAUGGAACACUCUCAUCACCCCAUUGACCCUCGUUUCCACCACGGAAUCCCAGGAUCUGAGGGUAGCGAAACUGUCCGCAGGUUCGUCGUUGUAACGGUGUGUGAGUGGUUCAUUUGCUUUUUGAAAGCUUCCACGAUAUAUCCACAAUCUGCGGAACAUCUGAGUCGCACACUCUCCAAGUUUGAAAUGACACGGCUAGAUGUGAGUUUCAAGAAUCUACAACUAAUUGCCAAAGUGGUGGACGCAGUGAUAGAUACAUUGAACGAAGCAUCGCAAGUAGGAGAUGAAAAUAAGGUGUAUAUGUUCUGCCUGCAUCUUGCUCUUUUCGUGAUUGCUUCUCGUCGUCCACUGGAUGCACGAACCGGAUGUGCACCGCUUUAUUUAGCGUGGAAUGAAAUACACCGAUUGCUCCCAAGGCCAACUGUUGUUGACAGCAGCGAUACGUUGCACUCCGACUCUUCUGUCUUAUCAAAAUUGAUACAUUUGAUGAGUGAGGGUUGGUCAGUAGAUGCUCACGAUCGCUUCAUCAAGUCCUACUUGCCAUUCUACGAAGCUCAUCGAGUAGCUGAACCUUUCAGUGAUGAGGAAGGAUGUCAGAAACUGUGCUCAGUCAUCACCUAUGUUCCAUCAGAAAAUGGAGCUGGCGAUGUUCGACAGUUGAGGUCCCCAACUGAAGACAUUGAGGAAGUCAUUCCUGCAGUUCCUAAUGAAUCGCCCAUCUCGAAGGCUCUCAACUUAAUUUCGUUGAUGAGACAGCUAUAUAUUUUCCUCAGCACAGGAGUGGUAGACGAGCCAAACCGAACGUUUGACAGCCUGUUGGUAUUGAAGUCGAUUCCUUGGCGUAAUGAGCUAUGUAGAAAAUUCGCACAAGGGAUCGCUUUACUAAAUAGUGAAUAUUCUGACGCUAAGAAGGUCUCAUCACUCAGAUUCACUGAUGCAUUCUCGACCAUUUUCCUGUCAUUCUGGGAGGAUGUCGAUUUCGACCCUCAACUGAGCUCGCUUUCAGUUUCGCAUCUAAUGCACUGCGAGUUAAUGAAUUUGGUACAACAGCUUUGGAAACUCGCUCCAAACUCUCCGGUCUUAUCGCAGCUUAUUACCGAGGAACUGAGGUCUGCUAACAACGGGCUGACAGGGAGUUCGGUUCUUGGGGAUCAGUCCGAUGAUGGAUGGAAGAGGCGCCUGGAUGUUGCAUUAGAGAUCAUGCAAAAUGCAUUACCUCCUCCAGAUACGCUUGACCCAGUCAUUUUCGAGGAGCAAAGGGCUGCAUAUCAACAGAACGUCUUUCAAGCAGUCGAUCGGCCACUGGAUGUGCUUGCUAAAUGGAGGAAUGCUGUGUCCAGGCAGCCACCCGAGUGCGAUUCGCAUUCUUCACAUCCCGUAAUUGCUUGUCUUUGGAACACUCGCUCGGAGUUGAAGAUAUUCCUGGAUAAAUCACAUGAAAAACCGGCAGUAUUUCGCCAGAAAGCUAGUCAGUAUUCGUCAAUGUGCGACGAAAUGCGGGCGUUCUACGGUGUUGUUGCGACAAUCGUCCCUGUCCUUCGUGGACUUAGCGCUGAUGCUGAUGUACUCCGUUCGGAUUUCGAUUCGCGACAGCUAACUGUGAUCCUGGCCCAGCUUCACUCAUUUGCAAUCAGCGCUCAUGGUUUCAAAAAGAGAAUUCUUACGACGUUUGGCUCUUUUGUGGAUGUAUCUAUGACGUUCGUGCAAGGACUCGACGUAUUCCUUUGUGGCCUCCACGAAGCAUGCGACCUGAUUGAAACUGCUGAAAGGAGGCGUGAUCUCCAGAGCUCCACCGCAUUCCCCAUCAGAUUCAGUGUGAAAGCAACAGCAGAAGGUCUCGAGAGCACUGAGCUGUUGUCGUGGUGCUGUCGUGACGCAUCACCCAUGCCUUUGCAUCUGAAGGCUGCUGUGGUAAGACGCCGUCUAGCCUCGGGUGAUGAUCCCAUAUGCAAUCUGGAAUGGAUACGUCAUCAGUGGCAGAAAUGGUAUGAAAAGAACGUAGCUAAGGCUGUAGAGAAGGAUUUUGUAUACCGAAACAAAACAGAAGAAGAAAAGGAUGAGCUUGAUGUGAUGGAAUUCUUCUCAGAGCGGGAUCAGGAGCGAGAAAUUCUCUCUGACAUCACUUUGCGGUCACUCCUAGAGACAAAUCGGCCUAAAACUGGGUCCAAAACGUCCACAGACGCCCAGUCUGCAGCAGAUUCUAACUACGUCCUCGCUCUUCUGUGGCUCCGGCAUGUUCUAACUGGUGUGCGGCGUUUUGACCAAGAGCUACAUUCUUCCAUUGUUGAUUCGGACUUUCUUUUGAUUGGAGAUCUAGUAGAAAAGAUCAUGGCUGGCUCCGAUGCGGUUCUGGAUGUCUACAGAUCAGCCUCUCUUGCCCAAUUUCGUCGUGCAGCUGAAAUUCUUGAGCCCCUUGCGAAGAGGACGCGAGUCAUAAUGGAACGAUGGCCCGAGGUCUUCAUUUCUGCUAUUUUAUUUUUAAUUUUCCAGUUUGCUUCAGAGCAGUGCGAAGAGUGGGAAAAGAUGGCUGACAGAAUGAACUCACUACGACAUGAAUUGGCGCCACUGCGUGAACUUCUCGUUGACUGGAAGAAAAUGGAGGUACGCUCUUGGGGAGAGCUAUUGCGCCGAGUGGAGAAUGAUGGACAACUGCGUGCUCAACUUGUGGUUUACCCGCUGUUUGAUGCUUUGUUCAAAGCUGAAACCUCUGAAGCUCAAACAGCUCUUAUUGCUAUGUCGACGGAGUGGAUCAGUAACGCAAGUCUGCUGGACUAUUCAAUUCGUAUCAAAAGCGUUCAUUGUCUAGCCGAGUGGGCAGAGUUACUGGGUUAUAACUCAGUUUCACUCCAACUGCACUCGAUGGCCGCUCACUUCGAGCAGUACACACCAGUUGUCGAGCAGAGCCUACGUGAAGCGAGAGAGCCUGCUGAACAUGCCCUGAAAGACUAUGUGAAAAUAGUGAAAUUCAACGAUCUCAAUUUGUGGAACAUCAAAGUUUCAUCGCAGAAAGCUCACACUCAUCUUUACAAGAUUGUACGGAAAUUCCGGGAAGCAGUUGGCGUCCAAGUUUCGCCACAUUUUGACAAGUUGGUCCAGAUUGGCGGCACGAGCGCUGCUGCACUUCCUGAUUUGUCAAAGGUAGAAGCUCACGGUCGCGGACGGAGAGCGGUUGAACUUGCUGAUGUCAUCAUGACUCAAGCGGCAAGUGUCUGUGACGUGAUGUCUGCCGUCGAACUUGCUGAUCAAACGAAAUGCUGUGAUGAAGCGAUUCGAGUACUCAUCAACUAUCAAGGAGAGGAUGAGGAGAAGGAGAAGCAGCAAGGUUACGCUCGAAAUUCCCGGCAGCGUGCAGUUGCAAUGGUCAUCAAGGAGGCGCAAAGCAUCGGUCUGAAUGCUCGCAAAGCCCAAGUCCUUGACCCGGAAAUAUUGACUAGAAGUUCUCUAACAGAAGUGAGAAGAAAUCAUGCGAAUGAGACUUCCGUCCAUAUAUGCGCUGGUGGCCGCAAUGCCUGCAUUCGUAAAGCCGUAGCACCUAACGAUCAGCUGGGCGUAGCUACGAGGAAGCAUUUAGUUGGAGUUAUUGAUUACGGUAUGGCAUGGAUUCUGAAGUGUCACAAGAAGCUAGCUGAUUGGGAAGACUCUUGCGGUCUGCUGACUCGAAAAAGUCGUGCAUUCGAACGUUUGCAGUCAAAUGUGGAGGUGGAGAAAAAGAACUAUUUUUUUUUCUUUUUCGGUCUUUUAUGGUGUUUCAAAGCAUCCGUCAUUAUUUUGUUCUGCGGAAGGAACCAUGAUGAUAUUUUUCGAUGA